Pyrus x bretschneideri (Chinese white pear) is the source of this 3832-nucleotide messenger RNA. Its product is annotated as MMS19 nucleotide excision repair protein homolog. Gene Ontology annotation, biological process: iron-sulfur cluster assembly. NCBI's taxonomy places the organism in Eukaryota, Viridiplantae, Streptophyta, Magnoliopsida, Rosales, Rosaceae. Gene Ontology annotation, cellular component: cytosolic [4Fe-4S] assembly targeting complex. The transcript is spliced from 20 exons. The record is from RefSeq and is a predicted model, not a curated record. Bases 89 to 3529 code for a protein of 1146 amino acids.
CUUCGGUCACUCCAGUGUCUCCUACGCAGAAAACCCUCCCCUUUCUUCAACACUUCCUAAAACCCUGAAACGUCAAUAUUCGCCAACAAUGGCCGGACCGACCGAACUGAUUCGGCACAUUGAAUCGUACGUCGACACGUCUUGCUCUCCUUCCCAGCAGACUGCGAGCUUGAAUUCGGUUGUUACGCUCGUGAAGAAUGACCUUUUAACUGUCGAAGUGCUGGUGAAAGAGAUGGGGAUGUAUUUGACCACUACGGAUAAUGUCAUCCGUGCUCGAGGUAUCCUUCUUUUGGCAGAAGUUCUAACGGGUCUGGCAUCAAAACCACUAGAUACUGCAACUAUUCAUAGCUUGAUAGGAUUCUUCACAGACAGACUGGCAGAUUGGAGAGCUUUACGUGGUGCACUUGUCGGUUGCUUGGCACUGCUGAGGAGGAAAGCUAGUGCUGGAAUGGUCUCUGCCAGUGAUGCAAAAGUUGUUGCUCAAACUUAUGUAGAGUCCCUACAGGUGCAAGCUUUAGGGCAGCAUGACAGAAAGCUUUGCUUUGAGCUUUUGCAAUGCCUUUUAGUGCGCCAUCCCAAUGAAGUUGCUUCACUGGGAGAAACCUUUUUCUACGGGAUCUGUCAAGCAAUGGAUGGAGAAAAAGAUCCUCAUUGCUUAAUGUUAACAUUUCCUAUUGUUGAGGCUUUGGUGCAAAUAUAUCCAGACCCAUCUGGCUCACUUGAAAGUUUUUGUGAAGAUCUCUUUACAUUAUUGGGAUGUUACUUUCCCAUUCAUUUUACUCAUCUGAAAGAUGAGGACUCUGAUGUGAAAAGAGAUGACCUCUCAAAGGCACUAAUGUCAGCAUUGUCAUCCACACCUUUAUUUGAGCCAUUUGUCAUUCCAUUGCUUCUUGAGAAACUUUCUUCAUCUCUGCCAUUAGCAAAGGUUGAUUCUUUGAAAUAUCUUAACCACUGCACAGCUAAAUAUGGAGCUGACAGAAUGGCAAAACAUGCUGAAACUAUUUGGAUUUCAGUGAAACAUGCCAUAAGUAAUUCUUUGGAAAAGCCUGCUAUAUCCUUUACUGAAGAACCACUUUAUGGUCUUGGCUUUCAAGAGAAUGAAGUUGCAACAGAAGCUCUAAUGCUUCUAGAAAAGGUUACCAUGCAAAAUGAGGCGUUAUUUGUAAAUUUAAUUGUUCGUGAUGAAGAUAUAAACGCAGUUUUCAACUCCAUCACUAGGUAUGAAAAUUAUAAUAUUCCUUUGCAAGGCAAGCAAAGGUUACAUGCAGUCGGUCGUAUCCUUUAUAAGAUAACAAAGACUUCUGCCGCUUCCUGUAAAAGUGUGUUUGAAAGUUUCUUCCCUUGCCUAAUGAACACUCUCGAGAUUUCUGUGAGAAAUUCAUCUGGGGAUUGCUCUCUUAAUGAGAAUUCUUUUUCCUCAAAAAGAUUUAAUUUUGGAGCUCUUUAUCUCUCCGUGGAACUCAUUGAGGCAUGCAGAGAUUUAAUUAUGACAUUCAAAGACCUUGCUCCGAAGCCUGAUACUACACAUGCGACAUGUUGCUACAUGCUUCAGAGCUUUGCGGAUUCACUAAUCAUUGCCUUUUGUUCUUCCUUGGCCACAUAUCUUAAUGAAGUUCAUGGUGCAGAGAUUUAUUUCACAGUCAAGGGUUUACAGAUGCUGGCUACAUUCCCUGGAGAUUUCUUGCCAAUAUCAAAAAUUAUAUUUGAGAAUAUUCUGACGGAACUGAUGUCAAUCAUCUUAGUGGAUUUCAACAAGGCAUUGCUAUGGAAGCUAGCAUUGAAGGCUUUAGUGCACAUUGGCUCAUUUGUGGAUGCAUAUCAUGAGUCCGAGAAGGCACUAAGCUAUAUAGACCUUGUUGUUGAAAAGACACUUUCAUUGGUGUCUCAUGAUGAUUUCAAUGUGCCUUUUCCACUAAAACUGGAGACAGUCUCUGAGAUUGGUGCAAGUGGGCUAAAUCAUAUGCUAAAAAUUGUACAAGGGCUUGAAGAGGCCAUAGUCGGCAAGUUAUCUGAUUAUGUCCAUGGAAAAUUGAACUUGGCUGAAAGGACAAUUCAACUUUUGGAAUGCUACUGUAAUAAGAUUCUUCCAUGGAUCAAGGAAACUGGAGGUCUUGAGGAAGUUCUGUUGCGGUUUGUCAUUAACAUUUGGAAUGCUUCUGAAAGUUGUAAAGAUUUUAGUGUUCAAGUCCGGGAAGAAGAGCUUCUUGAUGCAGUCAUGAUGGCAAUGAAGCUUGCUGUUGGGAGCUGUUCAGAUGAAAGCCAGAAGAUUAUGGUCGACAAGGCUUACAGUGUUCUUUCAUCAAACAUAUCCAUUCCAUUUAAGGAAUCCAUGGAUGCAACCUCUUCAAUCCAACUUCAAGAAUUGCACGUUUCUGAACAGAGAGACACAUUCUCUCAUAGAGAUGAAUGGAUUGUUUCACUAUUUGCAUCAAUAAUCAUAGCGGUGCAUCCAAAAACACAGAUUGCAAAUCUGAAAGGGCUAUUGCAUUUGUUUAUGACAACCCUUCUUAAAGGUUGUGUUCCAGCAGCUCAGGCGUUGGGUUCUGUGAUCAAUAAAUUGGGUACAAAGUCCAAGGAAACGGAAAAUUCAAAGGACUGUACCCUGGAAGAAGCGAUUGAUAUGAUUUUUGGAACAAAUAUAUGGAGUUUCAAUGAAAAUGGAGUUUUAAAGACAUCUGGAACAAGUAAUGGCAUAAAAGUGAGUCUUACUGAUCUAUGCCUUGGUUUUUCGAGCAAUAAGCAGCUUCAAGUCCGUGCCUUAAUUGGAUUAGCAUGGAUAGGAAAAGGUUUGCUUCUACUUGGUCAUGAAAAAGUAAAAGAUGUAACCAAAAUUUUUUUGGAGUGCUUACUGUCAGAAGGCAGAAAACAUGCCAUGGAGUUACAGCAAGGUCUAGAAAACAGUUAUGAGCAGCAUUCUGUGAUGAGAACCGCUGCAGAUGCAUUUCACAUUCUUAUGAGUGAUUCUGAAGUUUGUUUGAACCGAAAAUUUCAUGCCAUAACACGGCCACUCUACAAACAGCGGUUUUUCUCUUCGGUGAUACCUAUUUUGCAGUCUAUGAUAAUAAAGUCUGAUUCAUCAUUAUCCAGAUCUAUGCUGGUUCGGGCAUCUGCACACCUUAUAUCUAAUGCCCCUUUAAUUGCUAUCUUGAGUGAAGCAGAGAAGCUCAUGCCGAUAAUGUUGGAUGGGUUGUCCGUGUUAAGUGAGGAUAUUCUGGAUAAAGACAAGCUAUACAGUCUUUUGCUAGUUCUUUCUGGAAUAUUGACAGAUAAAAAUGGAAAAGUAGCUGUCGUAGAGAAUGCACAUAUUUUAAUUAAUUGUCUCACCAGACUCAUUGGCUACCCGCAUAUGAUGCUUGUCCGAGAGACUGCAAUUCAAUGUCUUGUUGCAACGUCUGAGCUGCCCUAUGCAAGAAUCUUUCCCAUGAGAACACAGGUACUACAAGCAAUAUCCAAAGCUCUUAAUGAUCCAAAGAGGGCUGUUCGUCAAGAAGCUGUCAGGUGUCGACGAGCAUGGGCGUCAAUUGCAUAAAACAAGUCUUCAUGAAUAUGAAGAUCGGUACAGGGUCAUCGACUUUUCCAAGGCUACCUCCACAAAUUGAAUCGUGCAAUGAUUCGAACAUUUUACCAUGUGGGGAUCGCUCAUCGUUGUACGUAGAACAGCUUAUACUUGUUGAGUGUUUGAGUAGUUGUAAAUAUUCGAAUACACAACGUAGUUCUGUUGGUAGCUAGGCGAUUUCGCAAAGAGGCAACUUAGUAUUCUGUAGAAUGUUUUACAUUGUUCAAUAUGUACCUUAAUUUGGGAGCCACAGACAAAUCCCUCAGUUCACUUCCA